AUGGCCGAAUCGAAGAUAUCUCCUCACAAUCUCAACGAGCUCAAAAACACGACCGACGAUGCUCUUGGGAACUAUCUUCGAUCCCUCAAGUUCUCCCAAAGCAACUCGAAACUCGAUGUACGAUUAGCCAUAGGCUACACCUCUGUUAUCAUAGCGGCAGCGACCUUCGCAGCAGACUAUAAGUUAGGCUGGGAAGCAACGAAGACGUGGACGGCUGUAGCUGUAGUUGCGUAUGCCAUACUGAACGGAGCGUUCACAUAUUGGAUGUGGGCCGUGGAGAAGGGUUUGAUAUUCGAGGGCACGAAUGCUCAAGGCGGAAGGCUCUCGAUAAGCUCCAAGACGAAUAAGCACGACCCGACAUACUACCUCACCAUCUCCUCAACCUCACCUGGCUCCUCCUCUCCCUCGACAUGGCAUAUCAAGAACCCUUUCACAACAUGGUUCACAGCAGAUGGUUUCUUCGUGGCUAAGCCCUUUCAGCAGUGGCUGGCAAGCAGUAUUGAGAUGAUUGGCGAUGCGGACAUGAAGAAUGCUUUGAGGGACGAGAGGGAUGAGUUAGCGGCACCUACGCCGGAGGUUGAGAUCAUUGGUGACGGGAGUGGGAAUGGCACUGUUGAGGCGAGUGGUGUGGAUGCCAAGUCUAAAGGCUCGAAAAGAGGGAAGAAGAAGGCAUGA
Messenger RNA from Recurvomyces mirabilis, 675 nucleotides. RefSeq names its product signal peptidase complex subunit spc2 (gene SPC2). Gene Ontology annotation, cellular component: membrane; signal peptidase complex. The record is from RefSeq and is a predicted model, not a curated record. The coding region runs from base 1 to 675 and encodes 224 amino acids. The transcript has 3 exons. Gene Ontology annotation, biological process: protein targeting to ER. NCBI's taxonomy places the organism in Eukaryota, Fungi, Ascomycota, Dothideomycetes, Mycosphaerellales, Teratosphaeriaceae.